Molecule: messenger RNA, 1700 nt
Organism: Hevea brasiliensis (rubber tree)
Lineage: Eukaryota; Viridiplantae; Streptophyta; Magnoliopsida; Malpighiales; Euphorbiaceae
Product: vegetative cell wall protein gp1-like
Exons: 1
Coding region: 698-1297 (199 amino acids)
Source: RefSeq, a predicted model, not a curated record
CUUUUUCUCUAUCUUCGCAGUUAAUAGCUAACAGCUCCCUUGUAGAUUCUCUUUCUAGGCAAUAAAUCACCCAAAAUUAGCGUCUACCACUACCAACCAUUGAACCCUGACUCUCUCUUCUCUUUCUUUCAUUUUCUUUCUCUGUUUGUGUUUCUCUUCUGCAUUUCUCAGAAACAGGGAUGAAACAUACAACUUUAGUCUCAGACGACAUUUUCUCUCGUUGAUGGCUCUGUCCCAGUUUCUUUUUUGACCCGUUCUUUCCCUGGUCUAUUUUGAUGCAAAAUUGAUAAUGGGAAUCGAGGAUUCUUUGCAUCUCUGAAUGAAAAAUCAAGAUUCCUCAGAUUUUGUGUCCCAUCUUAAUCAUUUUGGGGACCUACCCAUUUCAUUCAUUUCCUCGAUUGCCCACAAGGAAAAGAAAAUUUGCUCCUUAUGCCAAAUGCCCAAAACCUAGAGUGCUGGUACCAAAUCCAGAAAACGAGGAUUUGGAAGAACCCACUAGACCCAUUUCCUUGAUUUUUGUCUACAGCGAGGGAUUCUUGCGAUCAAACCCUAGUUCUCUGUUUUCUAAUCUUGAGAACCCAAAUUCUUGAAUUUAAAGCAGAGUGAAAGGAAUUCAAGAAUUUGGGUUCGUACCCACAUGCAAGAACCUCUUGAAUCAUCUUAUCAAACCGCUAUUUUCUUUUGAAUUUCUUAUUUCAUGGAAACGCAGUUCUCUACCCUGAUCUUUGUGAUUUUAGGGCUUGUAUGCAAUUUCUGUGCUUUUUUUGUUGAUUCACAAUCACAAAAUGUCCUGGCAUCAUCCGCAUUUGUAAGCCCAUCGCCUCCUCCUCCUCCUCCUCCUCCGCCGCCGCCACCGCCACCACCGUCUCCUCCACCGCCAUCUCCACCACCGCCAUCUCCAACUCCACCUUCACCAUCAACAUCUCCACCCUCCCCUCCGCCACCAUCCAUAUCACCUCCCGCACCGCAAUCACCAUCACCUUCAGCACCAAAAUCACCACCACCUCCACGCAUAUCACCAUCUCCACCACGUUCUAAAAACAGUCCUCAGCCGCCACCGCCACCGCCACCGCCACCAAGGAAUAAGUUACGCGAAACCUCCUCAAACGGGAACAUGGCAGGGCAUCAAUCACUUUCAACAAUGCAAAGUAAUCACGAAAUGAACACAGGGCAGAAGAUUGGGUUGUUGUUUGUGGGUAUUGCAGCGAUUUUGCAGAUUGGUGUUGUUGGGUUCUUGGUGUUCAAGAGAAGGCAGCUUUUGAGGAUCCAAGAUAGAUAUGAAACUUGCUCUUCCUGAAUUUUCAGCAUUUUCAAGUUCAUAUAAUUGAUGCUUUAGGGGAGCUUUUAUUGAAAUUGAAGAUUCUUUGUUCAAAUUCUUUGGUGGGUGGUGGGAGAAUGCAAAAGAUUGAUUUAUUGAUGCAAAUGGCAGAUCAUUGGGUAGCAAAUUUGGGGGUUGAUUCCUCUGUUCAGGUCCUUGAGGUCUUUCUGUAAAGUGGUAUUUGCUGAUUGGCAUUUUCUUAAUCUUGUUAUUGAAUUUCAUUUUCUAAUAUAGUUCUAUCCAAACGGCUUACAAUCCAGAGAAGAGUCGAGCCAUUUCUUUGUCAUUUCACAGUUUUUUUGCUAACAUACUUGUAAACAAUGUCUGGAGUCAUGGAAAUUGGAAAAGAUUGCAAUGACAAUUUUCAGUUCACAUUCUUUUA